Molecule: messenger RNA, 1161 nt
Organism: Dermochelys coriacea (leatherback sea turtle)
Lineage: Eukaryota; Metazoa; Chordata; Testudines; Dermochelyidae
Gene: COQ10A
Product: coenzyme Q10A
Exons: 5
Coding region: 193-888 (231 amino acids)
Biological process (GO): cellular respiration; ubiquinone biosynthetic process
Cellular component (GO): mitochondrion
Molecular function (GO): ubiquinone binding
Source: RefSeq, a predicted model, not a curated record
GCACCACGGCACCGGUACGCCGCGCCCUCCCAGUUCCCGCCCCCCCCGCUCCCUGUGCCGUCUCGCCCCGCCCCCUGGCUGUGACGCGGUGGGCUCUAUAGUGACGCGGUGACGUUGUGGGGGAGGGGGGAGUUCAGCGCGGCGGAGCCGGUGUCUGCGGCGGACGGAGCGCGGAGCCCAGACCCCUCCCCCAUGGCGGCCAGGCGGCUGCGCGCGCUGCUGCGGCCGGGGGCGUGCCAGGGGCUGCGGCCGGGAGCGCCCCCGCCUGGCAGUUGCAGGGCCGUGUCUCUCUGUGGGAUUCUGCUGAGCCGGGUGCCUUGGGCACUAAACAGCCUGGACUGGACCCAGCACAGCCGGACGUUCAUCAAUCUCACAGGGCCUUUCACCAACAAAAGGAAGGAGUAUUCGGAGCGGAGGAUUAUAGGGUACUCCAUGCAGGAAAUGUACGAGGUGGUGUCCAAUGUGGAUGACUACAAGCACUUUGUCCCCUGGUGCAAGAAGUCGGUGGUGGUCUCCAAGCGCACGGGCCAUGUGAAGGCUCAGCUGGAAGUGGGCUUUCCGCCCGUCCUGGAGCGAUACACCUCCAUCGUCACCCUGGUGCGCCCACACCUUGUCAAGGCCAUCUGCACUGACGGGAGGCUCUUCAACCAUCUGGAGACCAGCUGGCGCUUCAGCCCCGGCAUCCCGGGCUACCCCCGCACCUGCACGGUGGAUUUCUCGAUCUCCUUCGAGUUCCGCUCCCUGCUGCACUCGCAGCUCGCCACGGUCUUCUUCGAUGAGGUGGUCAAGCAGAUGGUGGCCGCUUUCGAGCGGCGGGCGGCCAAGAACUUCGGGCCGGAGACGCGCAUCCCCCGGGAGCUCAUGUUUCACGAAGUUCACCAAACGUGAGGGGGUCGGGGCCACACGUGCAGACUCUGUCGGGGCAGCGGGAGGCACUUGGACGCCCUGCCCACCGCCUUUUUAACUAUUUAUUUGAUUUCACUCUCCUGACGGUGUCUCUAAUUUAUCUGCUGUGCCGAGAAUGGGGACGUACCCGGAGUGGCUCGGUCUGGCUGCCUCGGAGCGUCCCCCAGGCCUGCCAUCUUGCACAGAAGAACCACACUGGCCCGCUGGGCUCCAUAUUUUUGUAGCUAAUUUUAUUUUAAUUUAUUUUAUUUUGGG